Messenger RNA from Salvelinus sp. IW2-2015, 1015 nucleotides. RefSeq names its product dickkopf-related protein 1. Gene Ontology annotation, cellular component: extracellular region. Gene Ontology annotation, biological process: negative regulation of canonical Wnt signaling pathway; multicellular organism development. NCBI's taxonomy places the organism in Eukaryota, Metazoa, Chordata, Actinopteri, Salmoniformes, Salmonidae. The record is from RefSeq and is a predicted model, not a curated record. Gene Ontology annotation, molecular function: co-receptor binding; receptor antagonist activity.
GGAGUCAUGCGUCAGGAUACCUCAAAAUACCCUACUAACAACAACCUCUUGAGACUUUGUGGUAGGWUUCAAGACUUACGCGGACUUUUUAACAAUACAUUUGACGGAUUUAUUUAUAAGACCGAUAAUUUACAUAAAGAAGAAGUAUGCCUCAUCUGUCAGUGCUUCGUUUUAUGGCCGUGUAUCUCAUGCUGUUUGGAUACCUUGGGGAUGCUUAUGCCGGGGCGGUUUUACUGAACUCCAAUGCCAUCAAGAACUUGCCUGGUGGCACCGACACGGUUAGCCCGAGCCCACGUCCGUCUUCACCAGAUAGCGACCGGCAGAAAGCAGUCGUGGACACGUUGCAGCCUAUUUGCACAUAUGAUGAUGAGUGUGGGACCGAUGAAUUCUGCAAUGGUAUCCGAGGCGCGUGCCUCCCAUGCCGAAAGAUCCGGAAGCGGUGCGCAAGGGAUUCAAUAUGCUGCGCUGGGAACCGCUGCAUCAACGGUGUUUGUCAGGCCAGUGAUCAAGAUGCUGAAGCUGUAGUCACUACUAGUGUUGGGAAUAGGCAGAACAACACCAUGGAACACCAUGGCAAGAGACUGCCUCUGCCCCAAGGUCAACCACAACAUUCUGUCAAAGGUCAGGAAAGUGACAACUGCCUGAGGUCUUCUGACUGCUCUGAGGGUCUGUGCUGUGCACGCCACUUCUGGUCUCGUAUCUGUAAGCCGGUGCUGACGAAGGGCCAGGUGUGCACACGUCACCGUAGGAAAGGUGGCCAUGGCCUGGAGCUGUUCCAGCGCUGCGACUGUGGAAGUGGUCUCUCCUGCAGACCGGCGAGAGGAGAGAAAGACCCUGGAGUCAGCAGAACCGCAGACCGGAACCUACACACCUGCCGGAGACGCUGACACACACACAUCCUGGACAUACACACUGCCUAAGAUGCUGACACACUGCCCAUAACCUACACAUCUGUCAGAGAUGCUGACACACACACACACACACACACACACACACACACACACAACACAUCCCC